UGUCUAAGUAGACAGUUGCGGAUUCUGCCGCGUUCAACGUACGUUUUACUAACAACCUUGUCUACGACUCAAUCAAGAACGAUAUAUUCCGUGACGUCACAGCCUCAAGUCCAAGCAGAAGCCCGGAUAAUCAGCAGGUGUCUGUACGAGAUGGCGUUUACAAACGAAUACGGUCCUCUGGUGGCCGCUAUUGAUCAAGGAACUACGUCAACACGCUUUAUGCUUUUUUCAUGCACAACUGGCAAAGCAAUCGAAGAGGCAACACACCAGAUAACUUUCUCUCCAACUUCCCCUCAACAAGGGUGGAGUCAGGUGGAUGCUGUCAGGUUGUUGGAAACGACGAAGAAUUGUAUUGACGGAUCGGUUGAGAAAUGUGGCAAACUUGGAAUUGACGUCAGUCAAAUUAAAGCUAUUGGAAUCACAAAUCAACGAGAAACAACUGUCGUAUGGGACAAGGUGACUGGCAAGCCACUAUACGAUGCUAUAGUGUGGCUAGAUGUUCGCACAACGGCUAUCGCUCAGUCUCUCAUCCAGUCAGCUGCUGACUGUAAUAAAGAUGCUCUUAGGCACUUGUGUGGGCUGCCUAUUCAUCCUUACUUCAGUGCUCUUAAGCUAAAGUGGCUGCUGGAUCAUUGUCAGGAUGUACAACGAGCUGUGGAGGAAAGUCGUUGCAUGUUUGGAACAGUCGACUCGUGGCUAAUUUGGAACCUUACUGGAGGUGUUAAUGGUGGCAUUCAUGUGACUGAUGUUACUAAUGCUAGUCGGACAAUGCUGAUGAAUAUUCAAACACUGAAAUGGGAUGACGAUUUGAAGGCGUUUUUCAACAUUCCACGUGGUGUCUCAUUGCCAGAAAUUAGAAGUUCGUCUGAAGUUUAUGGCCAAGUGAGUGAUGGCCACUUGAAAGGACUGCCAAUUUCAAGUUGUCUUGGAGAUCAGUCGGCUGCUCUGUUUGGCCACAGUUACUUCACACAGUCAAGACGAGGAGACGCCAAAAACACGUAUGGAACGGGUUGCUUUCUGUUGUGCAACACAGGUGAUGAGAUUGUUCUCUCCCGUCAUGGCCUUCUCACCACAGUAGGAUUCCAGAUCGGUCCGUCAUCUCCUGUACAAUAUGCUCUUGAGGGAUCUGUUGCUAUUGCUGGAGAAUUGGUGCGUUGGCUGAGAGAUAAUUUGGGGAUGAUAGAUGAGUCUGCAGAUAUUGAGAAAUUGGCUGGUGAGGUGGACAGCAGUGGAAAUGUCUAUUUUGUUCCUGCUUUCUCUGGUCUGUUUGCACCAUACUGGCAGCCUGAUGCAAGAGGAUUGAUUAUCGGACUAACUCGUUUCACCAAUAAAAACCACAUUGCAAGAGCUGCCCUUGAAGCCGUUUGCUUCCAAACAAAAGAGAUUCUCGAGGCAAUGAAUAAUGACUCAGGAAUUCCCCUCACUUCACUACUUGUUGAUGGUGGAAUGACAAUUAACGACCUACUAAUGCAGCUGCAAGCCGACUUACUAGGGAUUGAUGUUGUCCGUCCUCCGAUGGCAGAGAUGACUGCUCUUGGUGUUGCCAUGGCAGCUGGCUUGGCUGAAGGGGUUGAUGCUUGGUGUGUGAGAAAAGCGGAGGAGGCAGAUACAAACAAAACGUGUAUAUUUCAUCCUCAGAUAUCGUCUGAUGAGUGCGAUUUACGCUAUGCAAGGUGGAAGAUGGCUGUUCAGAGAUCAAUGCAUUGGGACAUAGGAGAUGAAAACAAAGAGACCAAGAGAGACUCCACACGGUCAACUUUCCGAAUCGAGCCUCGUCAUGCAGCUGCUGUCUUUGCCGCCUCCUCGGCUGCUCUAUUGCUAUUGGCUCUUAUUAAACACUUAUAAACAGCUUCAUAGAGUUGAAAUACAGAAAACUAUUGCAGCAUUUUCUUACAAAGUAUUUAACAGAAUUUUCACAUAGAUAUCUUGAUAAUAAAAUCACAAAGACAAACAGCUGCUGACCAUCAAGCU
Molecule: messenger RNA, 1971 nt
Organism: Corticium candelabrum
Lineage: Eukaryota; Metazoa; Porifera; Homoscleromorpha; Homosclerophorida; Plakinidae
Product: glycerol kinase-like
Exons: 18
Coding region: 151-1845 (564 amino acids)
Biological process (GO): triglyceride metabolic process; glycerol-3-phosphate biosynthetic process; glycerol metabolic process
Cellular component (GO): mitochondrion
Molecular function (GO): glycerol kinase activity
Source: RefSeq, a predicted model, not a curated record